AUGGAUGGCAGUGCUGUUGAUAACAAACUUAAUAUGUCGUUAGAUGAUAUAAUCAAAAAAGAACGUAAAGCGAAGCAGCGACAACAGGAUAAUAGUGUGCAAAGGGCAGUAAGAAAGCGUGUGCUUGCAAAGCGCAUUAACAGAGGCAAUCGACCAAUUGUCGCGCGUUCAAUUACACGUCGAAACCGCCAACAAACUGCUGUAAAUCAUGGUGUGUCCACAAUAGCUGCAAUGAAAGUUGUCAAUCGACUUGUUAAGAAAGCGAUUCGACGACGAGUCAAUCAGUCACUUAUAAAUCGUGCGGUGACAUUGCGUCGUCGCGCUCUUCGACGGAAUUCUGCUGUGAGACCAGCCGUAUGUUCAGCUGCCAUUCCUCUUUUUGUAUGGGCUGCAAAUGAGUUGGAAAGCGCUCUUCACACAGGGCCCGGCUGCGUUGUAAGAGGACGUGCACGCAGACAAGCAGCAGUUGUCGGAUCACGCCUCGUGGGUCGUUUAUCAGGUGUUAGUCAGAGGUCGCGAAUAAUUCGUAGAAAUACAGGAAGGAGUAUGCGUAGCCAGCCCGUAAUCUUCACUUCACCUCAGAUGAUACGCGGUCGAGGAUUAUCACACAUGGGCCAACUUGCUAGUGAUAGUGAGGCAUUCAUGGUUGAACAGCGUGAAAUUGCUCGUCCAGUGCUUCAACAGAAGGUAUUACGCCGUGGAGUAGUAGCUGCACAACCACAUCGUGAAGUUGUAAUGCAACGUCGUGCACGUCCAGUGAUAGUUGAGCAGCAGCCGAUAAUUAUUCGUCGUGGAGGAAUACGUAAACGCACUAUUUUAAAUGAACCAAGCGUUGUCGUUGUUAGAAAUGCGCCACGACAAGUUCAAUUUCGCACCCAGUCUGAGUUUGGACGUGUUCAACCACAUAAUCGUAUGAUUCGCAAGACGCAAUAUGUCGUUAAUCCAAAUGCAGCGCAAAUGCGUAAAGCAUUGGGAAUUGGUUUGCGAAGAUCGGAGCCACAACGUUUCGAAUCAAGUAGCACAUUUCUUCAACGUAUACCAAUAACCAAUCGUCGAGGACGUGGUUUCCAGGAUGUGCUUUAUAAUUAA
Messenger RNA from Acanthocheilonema viteae, 1089 nucleotides. The record is from the annotation of a GenBank genome assembly. Lineage: Eukaryota; Metazoa; Nematoda; Chromadorea; Rhabditida; Onchocercidae.